This is a messenger RNA of Auanema sp. JU1783, 1197 nucleotides long. NCBI's taxonomy places the organism in Eukaryota, Metazoa, Nematoda, Chromadorea, Rhabditida, Rhabditidae. The record is from the annotation of a GenBank genome assembly.
AUGGGAAAUACUGAAUCUACAAAAAAUCCUGAAACAAAUAGGAAUCCAUUCCGACAUCAUAAGACUGCUCGAAAAAAGAUUCAGGUAAAGGAAGCUAGUAUUGAGAAUCGAAAACCUGGGAUAACUAUGCCUUAUCACACGCAUCCUGUGACACAAGACUACCGAAUUAGUCGUAAAGUUCUUGGUGUAGGGAUAAAUGGUAAAGUAGUUGAAUGCGAGAAUCGUCAAACUGGAGAUAAGUUUGCACUGAAAGUUCUCCGAGAUGUUCCUAAAGCUCGACGAGAGGUUGAGUUGCAUUAUAUGGCUAGUGGACAUCCGAACAUUGUCAAAGUAGUUGAUGUUUAUGAGAAUUCUUAUAAUGAAGUGCAAUGCUUGCUUGUUGUAAUGGAAAGUAUGAAAGGUGGAGAACUGUUCAAUAGAAUCCAGGCUAGAGGCCAAAAUGCUUUCACUGAGAGGGAGGCUGCUAGUAUUAUGUAUCAAAUAUGUUCUGCUGUUGCUCAUUUACAUUCCAUGAAUAUAGCUCAUCGCGAUAUCAAGCCUGAAAAUUUAUUAUACUCAAGUGAGGCAGCUAAUUCUGCCCUGAAGUUAACGGACUUUGGGUUCGCAAAAAAGACUGAUGAAAACGAUCCUCAAGGACUAGCUACUGCUUGUUUCACUCCUUAUUAUUGCGCCCCAGAGGUUCUCGGAGCAGAAAAAUAUGAUAAGUCCUGUGACCUUUGGUCCAUAGGAGUUGUUAUGUAUAUAUUAUUAUGUGGUUAUCCCCCCUUCUUCUCUCAAAACGGCCUUCCAAUGUCGCCUGGAAUGAAAGAAAAAAUAAAAUCUGGCCAAUACACCUUCCCGUCUCCAGAAUGGGAUUGUGUUUCGGAAGCUGCCAAAGAUUUGAUUAAGAGAUUGUUGAAGACUGAUCCUUCCGAGAGAUUCACUAUUGAACAAACGAUGUCCCAUAAAUGGAUAACCCAUUUCAACUCGGUCCCUGAUACACCUCUACACACUAGCAGCGUGCUCUUGGAUCAACAAGCUCAAUGGGGUGACAUGCAGGAUGAAAUGGAGAAAACCUUAGCUUCUAUGAGAGUUGGACCAGAUAAUGUGCAGAUUAAAAGUUUAGCUGAUUCAAACAAUAGAUUGCUCGCCAAGAGAAAACAGAGAGGAGAGGAUGUUAUACAAGAAGUAGAAGCUGAACGUGAGCCCGAACCGUAA